Messenger RNA from Pseudocercospora fijiensis CIRAD86, 900 nucleotides. RefSeq lists its product as uncharacterized. NCBI's taxonomy places the organism in Eukaryota, Fungi, Ascomycota, Dothideomycetes, Mycosphaerellales, Mycosphaerellaceae. The coding region runs from base 97 to 900 and encodes 267 amino acids. The record is from RefSeq and is a predicted model, not a curated record. The transcript has a single exon.
CGACAGACGUAAGUAGCAUUUCAUUACCAUCUCCAAUCUUCAAGCAGCCUCAAAAGCAGGAUUGUACACUCGACUGUUACGAAAGCCAUCAUCAGAAUGCGAUUCGAUGUCGUAAGUGAGAAUCAAACUCCAGAAUCGCGAAGACAGACUGAACAUGGCCAGUCCUCCGCGAUACUCUUCAGCGUUAUGGCCCUCUUCAGCCUGGCCGUGACUGCGUCAAUCCCUUCGCCCAGCGUAAGAGACAUCUCCCGUCGACAAUUACCACACUUCCUCCAGUACUUCAUCAACCCGAUCCGCAUUCCAUACACGCCAUACAAAGGUGAUGGCUCCGAAGCAUCCGGUUGGCCUUCACAGAGCUCCUGGAUGCCAUUUCAACAACUCUGGUUCAUAAAUCAACAGGCCAUAAUUUCUCGAACCUGCGACAACACGGAAACAGAGACUGGCUGGUUACUAGGCGCCAUACAUCAAGUCUCGAUCAGCACAAGCGUCGACCCGCGCUUCAUUCUCGCGGUCAUAAUCGAAGAGUCUCGAGGCUGCGUUCGUGUGCAGAGCACGAGUCUCGCAGUGCAGAAUCCAGGAUUGAUGCAGAGCUACGAAGGCAAAGGAUCGUGUUCUGAUCCCGUCGUCCAGAGACCUUGUCCUUACGCAGAGAUUGCCCAAAUGUUGAGUGACGGGACAGCUAGUAAUGAAGCUGGAGUGAACUUGAAGGAUCUUAUAGCCGCCAGUGGGAAGAGCGAUGUCAGCAAGUACUACAUCGCCGCGAGAAUGUAUAAUAGUGGACCGCACUCGAUACCAGAAGAUGGGGAGCUGAGUGGGCCUGGAGCCAAUCCGUGCUAUGCAGCGGACAUUGCGAAUAGAUUGUUGGGGUAUGUUGGAGGCAGCUGUGGGGUUCAGGCAUAA